Gekko japonicus is the source of this 651-nucleotide messenger RNA. Its product is annotated as AP-2 complex subunit alpha-2-like. Gene Ontology annotation, cellular component: membrane coat; AP-2 adaptor complex. The coding region runs from base 1 to 630 and encodes 209 amino acids. Gene Ontology annotation, biological process: clathrin-dependent endocytosis; intracellular protein transport. The transcript has 7 exons. Gene Ontology annotation, molecular function: clathrin-cargo adaptor activity. NCBI's taxonomy places the organism in Eukaryota, Metazoa, Chordata, Lepidosauria, Squamata, Gekkonidae. The record is from RefSeq and is a predicted model, not a curated record.
AUGCCGGUCUUCAAAAGUCGGAUGUUCAUAUUUUAUGGCAACAAGACCUCAACGCAGUUUUUAAACUUUACCUCGACACUAAUCUGUUCAGAUGGUCUUCAGUCAAGCCUGAAUCUGCAGACGAAGCCAGUCGACCCCACAGUGGAAGGGGGCGCCCAAGUCCAGCAAGUUGUAAAUAUUGAAUGCAUAUCGGACUUCAUGGAAGCCCCGGUCCUAAACAUUCAGUUCAGGUAUGGUGGAACACUGCAAAAUGUCUCUGUGAAGCUGCCCAUCACAUUGAACAAAUUCUUCCAGCCUACAGAAAUGGCCGCUCAAGACUUUUUCCAGCGGUGGAAACAGCUGAGCAGCCCCCAACAAGAAGUGCAGAACAUCUUUAAAGCAAAGCAUCCAAUGGAUACAGAGAUCACAAAGGCAAAGAUCAUUGGCUUUGGCACAGCUUUACUUGAAGAAGUGGAUCCCAACCCUGCUAAUUUUGUUGGAGCUGGUAUUAUACACACAAAAGCAACCCAGAUAGGAUGUUUGAUGCGUCUUGAACCCAACCUGCAGGCACAGAUGUAUAGAUUAACACUGCGAACGAGUAAAGAGACAGUAUCCCGAAGAUUAUGUGAAUUGCUGUCAGAGCAGUUCUGAACAGUGAAGCAAGAUCAGGUU